Gryllus bimaculatus (two-spotted cricket) is the source of this 2989-nucleotide messenger RNA. NCBI's taxonomy places the organism in Eukaryota, Metazoa, Arthropoda, Insecta, Orthoptera, Gryllidae. The record is from the annotation of a GenBank genome assembly.
GCCAAGAGUCGCGUCGCGUGGCGUGCGCAGGACUACAGCGGGGAGUACACGGUGGUGCUGGUGCCGUGCUGGCGCAGCGAGCGCCUUUCGCCGCCGCCCGGGCCCUGCCAGCCGCGCGCGCCGGUGCGGCUGCCGCUGCGCGUCCGCUACCGCCGCGCCGCCCCGCCCGCGCCGCUGCGCUUCGCCCUCGAGACGCGCUUCCUGCUGGCGCGCGCGCCGCCCCUCGCGCCACCCGACCUGCAGGACUACGGCGGGGCGUUCGCGCGGGAGGACGCGCUGUUCGGGCGCGUGCUGUGGCUGCCGGAGCAGCGCCUCCACGCGGCCUAUGAGCUGCGCGUGCAGCGCGUGCUGCUGUGCGCGACGCCCCGCGGCGCGGCGCCGCCCGCGCGCUGCACGCCGCCCGCCGCCCCGCGCCACCUGCUGCUGCUCCUGGAUAGAGAACACUAUGAUAUAAUUGAUAAAUCUUUCAACGAAGUAAAUUUCAAUGCAUCUUUUGCAUCUGAUUCUCCAUCAAUGACACUUUUGGAUUCGUAUUCGAGUGUUGAUGGAUUCACUUUUGAAGUAGCUCCUUUGUAUUCUCCGGGAACAGAAGAACUUCAAUGGCACUUACAGGUCCUGUAUAUAAUAAAACCUUCACAACAGCGAACUCGUCGAUGGACAAUUCAACGGUUAUCAACUCAAAAUGCUACGUCUAUUAGAACAUUACAGCUCAAGAUAACUGAAAAAUCAGAAAAUGUUACAGAGCGAAUAUUUGGGAUAGCAUUUGGGCCUGCAUUGGUAUUACUUUUCAUUAUUUUGCUGGUAACAAGUGGCUUAUUAUAUACACAAAACAUCUGUUCUGUAAUUUCAAGGCAACCUAGAAGUUCGCAGGUAUAGUAAGUCGCUAACAUCAGGAAAUACAAUAUUUUUGGCAUUCUUAUAUAAAUAAGAUCUAUUAGGAUGCAUUUUUUCAAGAUUUUUCUAACAUAAAUAUGUAUAUUUGAACUUAUUUUUUGAAAAUUAGAGCGUAUUUAUAUUUUAGGAUCAGUGGUGGAGUUUUGACCGAUAGUGCACUCCUCCGCAAGGAAAACACAUUUAUUAGACAACAAAUUUUGUAUUUAAGUUCAUAUUAAUAUUGAUACAAUGUUUUCAAUGAAGUUUGUUUUAUUUAUUUUUAUAAUAAAUUGAUGCAAGUUUACAUUGUUUAUAAAUAAGGGUCGGGAUUGGGAUAAAAUGUUGAAUAUUAUAGAGUUUAAUAAAGAUGUACAUUGAUUCAACUCCAAAGCGUACCUAACUAAAAACAAUUUCGAUUAUCAAUUUUUCCUUAUUUAUUACAGUAAACUGAAAUAAUAUACAUAAUUCAUGAAAAUGUGUGCUUUAGUGCAUCCGAAAUAAUGAGUAAAUAAAAUAAAAACAAGGAAUAUGCAUUGUUGAAAAUAACGUAGCUUUUGGAAAAGGGUUUGGAAAAGAGAAUAAUUUUUAUUUAUCUCGAAAUACAACCUGGAACGUAAAAAAAGAAAUGAAUUAUCCUCCUUAAAUUUUAGACUUAUCUUACAAAAACGGAGCCCUGACUUGUCUGUAUAUUUAAUAAUAUUUGUAAAUAUUACAAUCGUUACAAUCGUUUAGGCUCUUCCAAAAAAUUGGAUAUAGUUUACUUAGCAGGAAUCGACGCCAUUUUUUGUCUUCCUCUGCCACCGCACCAGCCUCACGGCUUUUAAAAGUGAAGUGUGGGUUGAUUUAGCCAACAUAACUAGUGUUUUUGUAAGUAAAUGCAAAGAAUACCACGGUGGAAACGCGUCGCAUUUACAAAGAAUACUUUAAUUACAUGCACUAAAGCAGUGGCGCUGCGCUACGCGUGUCGAAUUUCACGACGAGGCUCCAGCUUUUGCCUACGCGAUUAAUAUCCUUCAGUUUAUCCAAAGCUUUUGCAAAGUAACUCGGUGAUUGCGGCCUUUUCGUCAUUCACAAUUUCUAUUAACUUAAAUCCAUCGCAAUUGUUGUGCUGCAUUUCAAUCGCCAUACGAAUGGCAACACAUUUCAACAAUUGAAUUACGCAUCUUGCGUAGAUAAAUAGUAAGAAAGCUUCAGACAAAAUUGUAAUCUACAGAAUUAUAAAUUUUCUUCUGGAACAUUGUGCCACUUCAGGUCUUGUGCCCUUCCGCAGUCACGGUGGCUGCGGUGCCGUUUCUCCACCACUGAUGCUGAUACAUCUAUUAAUCUCCAAUAUGUCCAUUUCAUGCUCAAAAAAUCAUGAAAAUGUAAAGUAAUAUUGAUUUCCUGCGCCAAGGAACUUCUAAAAUGAAGAAAUUAAAAUUCUAUUGUACAAAUGUACAGAGCUUAGCUCAGUUGUUCAGAGAAGAGACAAAACUGAAAUAGUGAAUUUCAAAAAUCUCUUGAUUUUCUACAUUUUCAGGUAUACUUUAAAUAAUCGGUCAGUUGUAUCAUUGUAAGCAACAAAAAAAAAUUGUCUUGAACUUUCACUGUGCAGUUGCAUUUAUGUUGAAGAAACAUUGAAUUUUAUUCAAUGAUGUGUCUCGUGGACAAGUAUAAUACAAUAAAACAAAUACGCUGUGCACAAAUUACAGAACACAAUUUAAGUAAUUCACACAAAGAUUUGUUCGUCUAUUCCUUCAAGAGGAUAGCACUUAAGGCCUUUUGAUGAUGAAAAUUCAAUUUUCUCGAAAUAUUGAAAACCACCUAGUAUACAGGGUAAGAGUUUCUCACAGUUCAGAGAUAUUCAUUGUGUACUGAAUAGGUUAGAAUUUUCAUGAAUGUUUUACAUGGAAAAUUACAAAAACUGACAGUGUACAUCUGACUGACCGUAAUAAAAAUAAUGCAUACUUUCGUAAGCGGUUAUUAAUGGUUCCAUCGAAAUUUAGCCAUUAAUAAAGGUGACCGCCUUUUGGCGGUUUUGAGGUUACGCGAAGCGUACAUUAGGCAUAUUUGUUCUCAUAAUUCUAUGAAUAAAAUAAGUAUUUAUAAUAAUUGUAAUUAUGUUGACAAAAUAAAU